Neocloeon triangulifer is the source of this 2054-nucleotide messenger RNA. RefSeq names its product SET and MYND domain-containing protein 4-like. The transcript has 7 exons. Bases 74 to 1999 code for a protein of 641 amino acids. Gene Ontology annotation, molecular function: protein binding. The record is from RefSeq and is a predicted model, not a curated record. NCBI's taxonomy places the organism in Eukaryota, Metazoa, Arthropoda, Insecta, Ephemeroptera, Baetidae.
GCGGUCGCAUCUCAAGAAGAGAGCAGUGCCGAUCCGGACGCCGAAAAACAGUGUGUGGGUGGACGGGACGACGAUGGCGUCGAACAACGCCACAUUCCACCUCUUCGACGCCUUCUACCACUGGCUGGGACAAGUGUUGGCCGCCGAAAAACACUUCCUCGACCACUUCGCCGGCUGCCACACUGACGAGCAACGCGUCGCCAGUGUCCACGCCGUGCUCGACGCUGACCAAAUCCAACUCGAGCCCCGCAAGGGAGGACAUAAGGAUGAGAAAGUGGCUGAAAAGUACCUGGAUGGCGCCGUCACCGUCCAGCACACUCUGCUCGGACCAGACUUUGACCCUGAAACUGAAAAUGAAGGGACUUUGGAAAACGUGUGCAAAGCUCUCCGAUUGUACGGCGAGGCGAUUAGCUACGGACCUGUCGGCAGUUCGGUUGUCCAGCGGGCUCACUUAGGUCGAGCAGGUUUGCUGUCCAAACUGGGACAGUACGCGGACGCGCUGAUAGACUGUUCCAGGGUGAAGGUUUCACCGUCAGAUGUAAAUCUCAGAUGUGAGCUUGCUGUAGUACAAUCUGCAUGUCUGGCCAAAGAGGACCGAAAGGAGGCGGAAGCGUUAAUCAAAUCGGCGCUCGGUGCGCUCAGCAAGUCGGAUUUGGAGAAGGAAGAAAAGGCGCGUCUGACGGUGCGCCUCGUUUCUCAAAUGAAAGAACUGACCAAGUGCGAAAACAGACAGCCGAGGUGUAGAUCCAUCACGGCAGAAGAAUGUCCGGCACUCUUUCAAGGGCCCCACCCGAGCAUUCCAAACGCCUCGGCUGCCAUUGAUCUGCAGUUCACAGAAGAAAAGGGCAGAUACUUUGUAGCCAACACAACCAUUGACGCCGGUAGUGUUGUGAUAGUCGACGAGCCGUACGCGUGGAUGUUAUCGCCGAUGGCUUGGCACGACCACUGCACCCACUGCUGCAAACCAGUGAUGGCCCCCAUUCCCUGUCCGACUUGUACGCAGGUGGUGUUUUGCAGCACAGACUGCAUGGCCGAGGCGUUAAGUUCGUACCACGGGUACGAGUGCUGUUUUCUGCACCACUUUGCCACCUCGCACGAGCUGAGCUCAAUGGCCCUGCUGGUGAUGCGAGUAGUGGUGCGGGCGCGCGAUCACCUGCUAGACCCUCUCGCCGACCCCUGUUUUGCGCCGGUGCACCAACAGGUGAGCAACAGCGGUGCAAGACCUGUCGGCGACCUGGUCAAGCGCACGGCGACGGCUCUCUUUCUGGCCCAGGGUCUCAGGGACGGCGGCCUCGUGGCCGACAACCGACUCGUCGAGGCGGCCCUCCUCAGGCAUCUGCAGAGCUGCUCAUGCAACGCCUACGAAAUUUCUGAAUACGUCGACUCUGCAGUAAAGACGUCCGCAAGUCAGGUGGUGGCGAUCGGAGGUGCCGUGUACCCAACCAUCAGCCUGGCAAAUCACGGAUGCUGGGCGAAUGUGUGUCGCUCGUCGCACGGCCGGCGGUGCGUGGUGCGUGCGACGAGGCGCAUCGAGGCCGGUGAGGAGUUGCUCGACAACUACGGCUACUCGUUCCUCGGCGUGUCCAGAGGCGAACGGCGGCACGCCCUGAAAAAGCAGUACUUCUUUGAGUGCGGCUGUCUGCCGUGCUCCGAGGACUGGCCGCUCUUCCCUGAACUCAAGCCUGAGAGCAAGUUUCGGUGCCGCAAGUGCGGAAAACUGGGGCUGAAGUCGGCGUGUAAAGUUUGCGAAUCCAAGGGUGCGGCCAAGGCGGCCGAGAGGAAAAUGCGACUGAUCAACGACAGGUGUCAAAUGGCCCUGGCAAGAGUCGACUCGGCCAGUUUUGAUGACAACGUGGAGUCAUGGCUGAUCGACUUCAUCCACGAAAUGCAGACUAAAGUGAUCCACCCGAACAAAGAACUGAUACUGGCUCAGCAAGCGUUGGUCAAAAUCUGGGGUUGGAAAGCCAACCGUAAUCGGCUGCUGCUUCUGAACGACUAAUCCUGAAUUGUGCAUUUUUAAAAUAAAAGAAGUUUAUGUCUCAAUUCUUUUACAA